UUCUCCUUCUCCUCUGUCUUUGUCAGUGCACGCACAGGCGCAAGCAAACAAACAAACACAUCCCUCGCACUUUCUCUGUAACCGCCAGCAUGCAGACCAGCCCACGAGCGACGCGCCCUCCUCGCUGGUUCUCGCCGGCCACCGGCAUCUACUGCAGCAAGCACCCCCCCGUCGAUCUUCCUUCCGACCCAGUGGGCGACGUCGUUUCCUACCUCUUCUCUCGCGCCCACGACGGCGGCUCCACCGCCCUCGUCGAUUCUCCGUCCGGGUCGUCCUUGUCCUUCUCGGAGCUCCGCGCUCUCGUCCGGUGCAUGGCUUCGGGGAUUCGCAGCAUGGGCGUCUCGCGGGGAGACGUCGUCCUGCUCCAAUUGCCCAACUCCGUCUACCACCCCGUCGUCUUCUUGGGCGUCCUGUUCUCUGGCGGGGUCGUCACCACCGCGAACCCGCUGAGCAGCGUGUCCGAGACCAAGCGACAGAUUUCGGACUGCAACGCGCGUCUCGCUUUCGCUUCGUCCGACAAGUGCGAGAUGUUGAAGGCAUUGGGUGUUCCAGCCAUUGCUGUGCCAGGGGAUGUAUCUUCUGGUUCUAGAGAUUGCGAGUUUGCGGAUUUUCGCAUGCUUUUGUCGAGAAAAUUUGAAUCUUUCAAGCGGCCCGUCGUGAAGCAGCAAGAUACGGCGGCGAUAGUGUACUCAUCCGGCACUACGGGCGUGAGCAAAGGGGUCGUGCUCACACAUGGGAAUUUCAUCGCCAUGUGCGAGCUCUUCGUGAGGUUCGAAGCCUCUCAGUACGAGUACCCGAGUUCCGAGAACGUGUAUUUGGCUGUCCUGCCGAUGUUCCACAUAUAUGGCAUGUCGCUCUUUGUCUUGGGACUGUUAUCGUUGGGGUCUACUGUGGUUGUGAUGAGGAGGUUCGAUCCCAACGAGGUGGUCAAGGCCAUUGAUACGUAUGGAGUCACCCAUUUCCCUGUGGUUCCGCCAAUAUUGACUGCUCUGACCAGGACUGUGAAGUGUGCCCGUGGAAGUGGCUUGAGGAGCUUGAAGCAGGUCUCUUGCGGGGCUGCUGCUCUCAGCAGGAAGAGCAUUGAGGACUUUGUUCAGACUUUUCCUCAUGUUGACUUCAUUCAGGGUUAUGGCAUGACCGAGUCAACUGCAGUUGGAACCCGAGGCUUCAACACGGAGAAGUGUCGAAGAUAUUCUUCCAUUGGACUUUUGGCUCCAAAUAUGCAAGCCAAGGUGUUGGACCCCAAGACUGGAUCCUUCUUGCCUCCAGGCUGUAGUGGCGAGCUUUUGUUACGAGGACCUGCAAUCAUGAAAGGGUACUUGAAUAAUGUUGAUGCAACUAGCUUGACGAUCGAUGAGGAUGGUUGGCUACAUACCGGAGAUAUUGUUCAUUUUGAUCAGGAUGGAUUUUUACAUAUACUCGAUCGAGUGAAAGAGAUUAUAAAGUACAAGGGCUUUCAGAUUGCUCCUGCUGAUCUGGAGGCUGCAUUAAUUACCCAUCCUGACAUUGUUGAUGUUGCAGUAACAGGUGCCCUUGAUGAAGAAUCGGGUGAGAUACCGGUGGCAUUCAUUGUCAGGAGAAUCGGAAGCAAUAUUUCUGAGGAAGCUGCCAUGGACUACUUAGCUGCACAGGUUGCUCCCUACAAGAAAGUGAGGAAGGUAGUUUUUACCAGUUCAAUUCCGAAAUCAGCUGCUGGAAAGAUUCUUCGGAGGGAACUCAAGAAGUCGUUGACUUCUAGAAUGUGAGGGCCGGAUUUUUCUGGCUCUGAUUCCUGAGAUGAUAGCUGAGCAAAAUAAGAGUAUGUAAUUCAUUUCAAUUUUGAUCAGUCCUCUAAUAAAUCGCGGUUCUAUUAUGAUAGCGGCAAAAGAUGAGUAGAGAAUUCUGUGUUACACAAAUUACAUAUCGUUUCAUUUUCAUGGAAUAGGUGGCUUUAAUAUUAGCUAUUGAGUGUCCGUUCACUAUGUAGAAAGGUUAUUAUACUUUUUCUA
Messenger RNA from Syzygium oleosum, 1988 nucleotides. Its product is annotated as 4-coumarate--CoA ligase-like 6. Gene Ontology annotation, cellular component: peroxisome. Gene Ontology annotation, biological process: ubiquinone biosynthetic process. The transcript is spliced from 6 exons. The record is from RefSeq and is a predicted model, not a curated record. The coding region runs from base 90 to 1745 and encodes 551 amino acids. NCBI's taxonomy places the organism in Eukaryota, Viridiplantae, Streptophyta, Magnoliopsida, Myrtales, Myrtaceae. Gene Ontology annotation, molecular function: CoA-ligase activity.